UUAUCAUAGACUCAUGAUCAUUAGCCGAUGAAAGACGAAGUUAUAGUCGAGAUCAGUGAAUUCCCUGAAUCGGUCCGAAGACUCUAUCAAAUUUUCACUCAGAUUAACACUCAUCUUACAUUUUUAUGUUCCCAUUCAAGAUCGGUUAUCCCCACGUUUGAAUUACUUCAUAAAUUAAAUCAUGAUAUCACUAAACUAGACUUAACCAUAAUUAAGAAUCUCUUUCCUGAAGGGGAUAUAUUCUUUGGAUAUGUCGAUGAAAAUCAAGUCAUGCUCUCCUUUUUGGAGAAGGUCCAGUAUAAUAAACGAGACGGGUUUCGACAAAAUGAACCAGUGACGGUUGAAGAUGAGUAUGAGAAGAUUGCCAAGCAAUCAGAUGUGAUAAAGCAUUCCAAACAGUUACUAAUAUUUGAUUUUCAGGAUGUACGAGUUAAAGCGGCCACCAUAGUAGCUAGAAAUUAUAAGAAAAGACCACGAGAAGAUGAUUCAAAUAAUGAAUUCUUUUUAUCUAGUAGCUCAUUAACUACUCAACUGUUAUCUCAGACUAAUUUAAUGGCAAUAAUUAAGAGUAGAAAUGAGAAAUUUAAAACAAUUCUAUGGAAACAAUUACAAAAGUAUAACUCUUUCAAUGAUCCUUUUGAAAUGUUAGCGUUAAAGUUUGAACUGAAAAUCCCAAUUGAACCGGGAUUUGAACAUCCUGUAAGUAGUAAGGGUUCAGAAAUCAAACUCAACCAAACUCCAAACACUAAGGGAACUGAAGAAAUGAUUCUGGUAUUGAAAGAUGAAUCAUUUUAUAAAGAUCAAAUAGUUUCAAUUCACACAUUGAACUCUACUCAAGAAGCCGAUUAUCGAAAGUUUCUGAAUCAUGAAAUGAUUCACCCCGAUUUGAAACAGGCCUUUUUGGAGUAUAAGGGUAUUGCAUUAGAUGAAGAUUUAUAUUCACAUCAAGUUGAAGCAUUAGAAUCGUUAAUUCCAAUAUCAGGAAUCCCUGAUCAUGUUAUUGUUAGUACAUCAACGGCUUCUGGUAAGUCUUUAAUAUAUCAAGUACCAAUCUUAAAUGAUAUUUUAUGGGAUAUUGAGAGAGGAAAUAAACUGAGAGGUUCUACUGCAUUAUUUAUAUUUCCUACUAAAGCUCUUGCCCAAGAUCAAAAGAGACAUUUAGAAGAAUUAAUUAGUCAUAUACCAAUGAAUAAUGAUAGAAGAAUAGUUGUAGAUACUUAUGAUGGAGAUACUCCAUUUAAAGAUCGAAAGACUAUUCGACAAUAUGCCGAUAUUAUAUUUACCAAUCCGGAUCUAAUCCAUGUAUCAUUAUUACCUCAUUAUACUGAUAAAGAUUGGCAAACUUUUAUAAAGAAUUUGAAAUAUAUUGUCCUUGAUGAAUUACAUGUAUAUCGAGGAACAUUUGGAGUUCAUGUUAGUUAUAUUAUGGGCCGAUUAAUGAGACUACAUAAAUUUAUUAAUUCAGGAUAUCAAACAUUUCGAUUUAUUUCUUGUUCGGCUACUAUUCUGGAUCCAGAAUCCCAUUUUCGAACUAUUUGUAGAAUUCCUCAAGAAGAACAUAUUGUUCAUGUAUCUAUUGAUGGAAGUCCAUGUGUAGAAAAGAAGCUCAUAGUAUGGAGACCACCUCCUUUAAUGAAUAUUAGAGGUCAAACUCCAACCAUUGAUGGUACUAAUCAAUUAAUCCCCAGAGUAAAUAUAAUUCCUGAACUGGCAAAGAUAUUAGUUCAAUUACUUUGUAAACUUCCUGAUGUAAGAGUUAUAUUAUUUUGUCCUAUACGAGCUAUGUGUGAAUUAGUAAUGAAAGAAGUUCGAAUAAUUAUUAAGAGUAUGACGAAUCCAAACAUUUUGGAGAGUGAUGUAAUGGCAUAUCGUGGAGGGUAUUCUAAGAGUGAUAGAAGAAUUAUAGAACAAAAGAUGUUUACUGGAGAAUUGAGAGCUAUAGUAGCAACUAAUGCUCUUGAAUUAGGUAUUGAUUUAUCAUAUUUAGAUGUAGUUAUAACGUGUGGAUUCCCAACUCUGAAACUGAAUAUGCAUCAACAAUUUGGGAGAGCUGGUAGAGGAAAGAAUUCUUGUGGAAGUUUAGCUAUUUAUGUUGCUUCUGGUAUGCCAGUUGAUCAAUAUUACUUGGACCAUAGUGAAGAAUUAUGUGUCAAGGGUUCAUAUGAAGAUCUUUGCGUUGAAAAUUUAUCAAGCUUAAGUACUUCAAACUUUAUAUUGGAACAACAUUUACAAUGUGCAGCUUUUGAAGAACCAAUUGAUUUACAUAUAGAUUUGAAAUGGUUUACUACUGGUGAAGGUAGUCAAGAGGCAGCUAAAAUCUUUGAAGGGAUAUGUAAAUCCCGAUUAAUUGAGAAUAGUUUGAGAACAUUUGGACCUAAUCCUAUUUAUUUGCCUAAUCCAGCAAGUAUGGUAUCUAUUCGAGCUAUUGAAAAUGAUACAUUUGCAGUAGUAGAUAUAACUAAAGAUAGAAAUAUAGUCAUUGAAGAAGUUGAAGCCCUGAGAACAAGCUUUACAUUAUAUGAAGGUGGAAUAUUCCUACAUCAAGGUUUACCUUAUCUAGUAAAAGAAUUUAAUGCUAAGGAGAAAUUCGCUAAAGUAGAAAGAGUCCAAGUAGAUUGGACUACUCAACAAAGAGAUUUUAAGGAUGUAGAUCCUAUGGAGAUUCAAUUUGUCAAAGAACUUUAUUCAGAAGAUUUGAAUAGAACUUCCGAUAUUCCAAUUUUCUUUGGUAAAGUUCAGAUUACUUUGGUAGUAUUUGGAUUUUUUAAGAUUAAUAGAAAGAGAGAAUUUAUUGAAGCAGUUGAACUGAAGAAUCCUCCAGUUAUAAUUAAAUCUCGAGGGUUUUGGGUAGAUAUUCCUGACAAGGCAGUUUCAUUUACAAAGGCUAAAGAUUAUUCUUUGGCAGGAGGGAUUCAUGCUGCAGAACAUGCCAUAAUGAAUAUGAGUCCUUUAUUCAUUGGAGGUAAUAGUAUAGUAGAUGUACCAUUAGAUCGAUAUUCUGCCAUAGGAGAAUAUGAAUUAAAUACUGAAUGUAAAGCUCCAGAAAAGGAAUUCUCCACCAGACAGUCAAGAAGAAAACGUCCAGCUCGUUUAAUAUUUUAUGAUUCAAAGGGAGGAGAAUCCGGUUCAGGAAUGUCUGCUAAAGUUUUUGAAUACUUUGAUGAUUUAUUAUUUACAACUUAUCAUAGAAUUAAAGCUUGUGAAUGUGAAUGGGGUUGUCCCAAUUGUGUGGCUGGUACUCAUUGUAGUGAGAUGCUGACAGUUAUGUCAAAGCCUGGAGCUAUGAUUAUUUUAGCAUCCCUUUUAGGUCUUGAUCUUGAAACGGAAUUCAAGAAUCUUCGAAUGGGUCCAGAACUUAAUAUGCCUGAAAUUAGUCAUGAAACUAUAGAAACCAAAAGUUCAAUAGUCAAGUUUGCUAAAGAUGUUCAGAUAGUUAAAGUUCGUAAAGCUCGAAAAUCUCUUCAACCAAUUACAGUAAAGAAAGAAGAGUAG
This is a messenger RNA of Scheffersomyces amazonensis, 3492 nucleotides long. RefSeq names its product ATP-dependent 3'-5' DNA helicase. The record is from RefSeq and is a predicted model, not a curated record. The coding region runs from base 28 to 3492 and encodes 1154 amino acids. Gene Ontology annotation, molecular function: ATP binding; nucleic acid binding. The transcript has a single exon. NCBI's taxonomy places the organism in Eukaryota, Fungi, Ascomycota, Pichiomycetes, Serinales, Debaryomycetaceae.